Leptopilina heterotoma is the source of this 2280-nucleotide messenger RNA. RefSeq lists its product as uncharacterized. Lineage: Eukaryota; Metazoa; Arthropoda; Insecta; Hymenoptera; Figitidae. The transcript has 3 exons. The record is from RefSeq and is a predicted model, not a curated record. Bases 118 to 888 code for a protein of 256 amino acids. Gene Ontology annotation, molecular function: N-acetyltransferase activity.
AGGAGAUAAGUUCGUUAUCUGGUAGUCAAGAGGGUUGCAUUAAAUGUAGGUAGGAUAAAUGACAGAUGCCUUGAACUGGGUCAAUCAAUACCCAUACGAUGAUGGAGAGGCUCUCGCAUGGGAAAGAUUGUAAGAGUCGUGCGCGUUGAUACUGACAAAAAGCAGCUUUUUUCUUUGGGAAAAAAAGCUCGCAAAAAAUUCUUCGAAAACAUGUCAAUUGACGAUUUGACAGUUGUUGCAAUUCAAGAAAAUCGCUUUUCUGAUGUAAUCAAUCAUUUGAGGCACAACUUUUUUGCCGACGAGCCACUCAACAAAGCUGUUGGCCUCUGUCAACCUGGAGACAGUCAUUAUGAACUUGAGCAGCACUGUCUACAGACAUUGAAGCAAGGAUAUUCAAGGAUGAUGAUUGACAAUAAAGGAACGAUAGCUGGCACAGUUUUGAAUGGAAUUGUUCAAAGAGGCGAGCGUGAAGAGGCCGAGAGACGACUCGCCGAAAUGAGUGAUAAAAAUUUCCAGACAAUUUUCGGUCUCCUUUAUAAAGUCAACGAAAAAAUUGAUCUCUUCACCAAAUAUAAUGUGGACGAUCUUUUCGAAUGUCGUAUUCUAAGUGUUGACGAUCGCUUUCGAGGAAGAGGAUUAGCCAAUGCUCUCGUUCAGGAGAGUCUGGAAAAUGCCAAAAACGCCGGCUUCAAGCAUGCUCUUCAAAUAAAAUAUGCAUGGGAUUUUCGUUAUGCCAAGGUGUUGUUACAAUGUUGUUCCAUAUUCAUCAUCGUCAUGAAAAAUCUGAUUAUUCAAGGGAAGAGUCUCCUUUCAGAUUUUCAAGGCAGACGCAACAGGAUUAUUUUCCCAGAAAGUCUUUCUCAAAUAUGGAUUCAAGACGGAGGCUGAAAUUCCAUAUUCGGAUAUUGAUGUUUCAAUUCGACCGGGACCACCGCAUCAGGCCCUCAAACUUAUGGUCAAAAUUCUAGAGUGAAGUGGUGGGAGAAUUUAUUCAACACAAACGCAGAAAGUAUUUGCAGUUAUAUUCGUAAACGAAAGUAGAACUGAAUUUUUCUUUUUCUUUUCGUCAUAAAGCGCCUGACAAUAACAGCUCUCUAAAAAAAAAAACAAACACAAAAAUUAUAAAGUUUAUAAAAACGAACGAGCUGAAAUGUCUAUUUUUUGCAAAUAAGUUCACAAAGGACAAAGGUAUUUUUUUGGAAAGUUUGAAAUUAUAGUGUAUCUGAAAAAUUGAGUAAAAAACAUUAGGGACAAAUUGUAAACAAAUUGUAAACAAUUGCCAGCAAAUUCCAGCGAGUCGUCCAAUUUUUCAAGAUUUUUAUCUUCAUCAUUUAAUUUUGCGUCGUAGAAAUUAAGCCUAAUGUAAGUUACGUAAACGUCUAUAUUUAAUUCCGUAUAUAUAAAAAUUAUCCAGAUUUAUCUGAAAAAAAAUUGACUGCCCAUUGUCCUCGUGUUCAUAAGAAUUAAAAAAAAAAUAAAUAAGUGCACUGGUUGCCAUAUUCAAUAAACCUUGAAAUUCAGGGUUAAAUUAAAUUUGCCUUUUCGGAGCGGGCGUUCGAUAAAAAGUUAAUUUGAUUUAUCCAGGAAAUGAAAGAAAUUGUCCAGAGCUCAAUCAACUGAUAAAAUUAAAAAUCUAAUAAAAUCAAAAAAGACUAUUAAUUGUAUUCCCACCGGAAUACAAUUUAUUAUUUAUUUAUAUAGUGAUUUCACCACCGUUUAUAAAAAGGCAAUUUUCGUUAACAAAAAUCGCCCGUCCUGAAAAGAUAAAAAAAUAAUUGUAGAUUAUAUAGUUAAAUGUCAAAAUAAAACCAAAACGAAAGCGUGCGCAUCGUCGAACAUCGUUCGAUGGAAACGGUACCUGGAAGACGAUAAUUGUCGUCGAGUAACUUUCCAGCUCUCAACGACCAAAUUUAAGCCAAAAAAAAAAAAAAAAAAAAAUGGUUCUUUGCGUCAAUGAGCAGCAAUAUUUGUGCCAUACUUUCCAUGUUGCGAUAUUCUUGUAGAUGUAUAAUUCAGCGCACAGUUGUACAAAAACGAUUUCCACAUGACGGGUCCACUUGUAUACAAGUAUUAAAAAGUAUUAUACGAAAUAUCUAAAUAAUAUUUUUGUUGCUGUCUCGCAUUAUAGACAGAUAAUAGAUAAUGCACCUUAUUUUGUAAGGAUGUCGUCAAAAUAAAUAUUCAAAGUUUAUUACAAUGAUAUAAUAUAUGACAAACGUGACUCUUCCUUAAAGUAAAGAAAAAAAAAAUUUACUCUCGAAUUAAAAAUCAAAUUUAUUA